CUUUCUCCUGCGCUUCCCCUGUCGCCGUCCCUUCCGCCAACACCCUUCCGAUAAAUACCUCGCCAAGUCGCCAUAGCCGUUGCGCAACACCAUCUAAUCCUCCACGGGCACCACCAACUCCAGCCGGCAAACGCACGCACGAACGCGCCGCGCCGUCCGAUCCCGAGACCCGGAGGAGAAGAGAAAAUCCCAAUGGCGCCGCGUUCCUGGCUCCUGGCGCUCGCCGCCGCGCUCGCCCUGCUCAACCGAGGCGCGCGGGCAGCGACGUUCACCAUCGCCAACGGCUGCGGGUACACGGUGUGGCCGGGGCUGCUCUCCAGCGCGGGCUCGGCCCCGCUGCCCACCACCGGGUUCGCGCUCGCGCCGGGGGAGUCCCGCGCCGUGGCGGCGCCCGCGGGGUGGUCGGGCCGCCUCUGGGGCCGCACGCUCUGCGCCGCCGACGCCGCCACCGGCCGCUUCGCCUGCGCCACGGGGGACUGCGGCUCCGGCGGCGUCCAGUGCGGCGGCGGCGGCGCCGCCACGCCCGCCACGCUCGCCGAGUUCACGCUCGAUGGUAGCGGCAGCCUCGACUUCUUCGACGUCAGUCUCGUCGACGGCUACAACCUUCCCAUGGUCAUCACGCCCAGUGGCUCCUCCUCCUCCUCCGGCAAGUGCGCGGCGACGGGUUGCGCCGCGGAGCUGAACGCCGCGUGCCCGGCGGGCCUGCGUGUGGACGCCGCCGCGGACGGGCCGGUGGCGUGCCGGAGCGCCUGCGACGCCUUCGGCGACGCGCAGUACUGCUGCAGCGGCGCCUACGGGAGCCCCGCCGCGUGCCGGCCCUCGGCAUACUCCCAGUUCUUCAAGACCGCCUGCCCGCGCGCCUACAGCUACGCCUACGACGACGCCACCUCCACCUUCACAUGCGCCGCCGGCACCACCGACUAUACCGUCACCUUCUGCCCCGGCGUACCCACCAGCGUGAAGUCGACGGGGCAGAACCCGCAGGCCGCCGGGCUGCCGCAGCAGGCGAACAACGGUACCACCAUGGUCUUCUUCGGCGGCAACGCGCAGCCCAGCAGCGCCGCCGCCGCCGCUGCCGCCACGAACCUUCUCGUCGCCGUCGCGGUCACCACGGCCGUGGCCCUCUCGUCUCGCGUCCUCUGAGCGCAGCCGCCGCUACUGCGGGUAGGUUGGUGGAUUAGCCGCCGCGGCGCCACGCAUCCAGCAGCGAGGCGCUGCCGACCGGUCGCCAUCGCUGGAGGGUGGGUCCCGUCCCUCGCGGAGGCAUUUGACGACGGAAGAAGAUAACGCUGACCGGGGCACAGAGUGUGAGCUACCAAGCAUGCUGAUCGGUUCAGCUUCUCGUUAUUUUAUUGUAUCUUAGGAUCAGUAGACUAGCUUUUCUCUUCCGGUUAUUAUUUUUUCUACUUUGAAAAAUUAUUUUUAUCUGUUGGGCGGCGGAGACAGCCGAGUGACUCAUUCAUUAUUCUCUGUCGUAUAUGCAACGGAACAGAGUGGAUUCAUUGUAACUUGAAAAUGAUUAUUCAUUUUUUUGGGAAA
Molecule: messenger RNA, 1539 nt
Organism: Panicum virgatum (switchgrass)
Lineage: Eukaryota; Viridiplantae; Streptophyta; Magnoliopsida; Poales; Poaceae
Product: thaumatin-like protein 1b
Exons: 2
Coding region: 193-1143 (316 amino acids)
Biological process (GO): defense response
Cellular component (GO): extracellular region
Source: RefSeq, a predicted model, not a curated record